Messenger RNA from Molossus molossus (Pallas's mastiff bat), 3222 nucleotides. It is a transcript of the gene PRMT9, whose product is annotated as protein arginine methyltransferase 9. Gene Ontology annotation, biological process: peptidyl-arginine methylation. Bases 159 to 2699 code for a protein of 846 amino acids. NCBI's taxonomy places the organism in Eukaryota, Metazoa, Chordata, Mammalia, Chiroptera, Molossidae. The transcript is spliced from 12 exons. Gene Ontology annotation, molecular function: protein-arginine omega-N monomethyltransferase activity; protein binding. The record is from RefSeq and is a predicted model, not a curated record.
GGCGCGCUUCUCUGUGGUGGAGGGGAAGCUAUUUUCUAUAGGUUCUCGCGCUCUAGUUAGUCCCAUGGACGUGUAGCCGUCGAGACUGUUUUCUCGUGCCGUGUACCAAAGCACCUUCCCUUUGUUUGUACAAGCGGUGGCGUCAGGCGGUGGCUGGCAUGUCGAACUCGCGGCGCAGGCCCCGCCGGGGCGCCGGGAGUGGCGCCGGGGCGCCCGGGCGGGACGAGCUGGUGUCGCGGUCCUUGCAGAGCGCGGAGCACUGCAUCCGCGCCCAGGACUUCGGCACCGCCUACGCCCACUACCUCCUCGUGCUCAGCCUGGCGCCCGAGCUGAAAGACGACGUGAAGGAAACUUUUCAGUAUACACUCUUCAGAUGGGCUGAAGAGCUUGAUGCUCUCAGUAGAACACAAGACUUACUUGGUUGCUAUGAGCAAGCCCUGGAACUGUUUCCUGAUGAUGAAGUGAUUUGCAAUAGUAUGGGGGAGCAUCUCUUCAGGAUGGGCUUUAGAGAUGAGGCAGCCGGCUAUUUUCAUAAAGCAGUGAAGCUGAACCCUGAUUUCAGUGAUGCAAAGGAGAAUUUUUACCGUGUUGCAAAUUGGUUGGUGGAACGCUGGCACUUUAUCAUGCUUAAUGACACCAAAAGGAAUACAAUUUAUAACGCAGCAAUCCAAAAGGCAGUUUGUUUGGGAUCCAAAAGUGUUUUGGACAUUGGAGCAGGAACUGGAAUAUUAAGUAUGUUUGCUAAAAGAGCCGGAGCGCACUCGGUGUAUGCCUGCGAGCUAUCCCAGACCAUGUACGAACUGGCCUGUGAUGUGGUGGCAGCAAACAAGAUGGAAGAAGGAAUCAAGCUCUUACAUAUGAAGUCGCUUGACAUAGAAAUUCCAAAACACAUCCCUGAAAGAGUGUCCCUAGUUGUAACAGAAACUGUCGAUGCAGGUUUAUUUGGAGAAGGAAUUGUGGAGAGUUUGAUUCAUGCAUGGGAGCAUUUACUUUUGCAGCCAAAGACCAAAGGUGAAAAUGGUAAUUGUGAAAAGUAUGGGAAAGUUAUACCAGCAAGUGCUGUUAUAUUUGGCAUGGCAGUAGAAUGUGCAGAGAUAAGAAGACAUCAUAGGGUGGGCAUUAAGGACAUUGCUGGGAUCUGUUUGCCAACAAAUGUGAAAUUUCAGAGUCCAGCUUAUUCUUCUGUAGAUACUGAAGAAACAGUUGAACCAUAUACAACUGAAAAGAUGAGUCGAGUUCCUGGAGGAUACAUGGCUUUGACAGAGAGCUUUGAAAUUAUGACAGUAGAUUUCAACAAUCUUCAGGAAUUAAAAAGUCUUGCAACUAGAAAACCUGAUAAAAUUGGUGUUCCUGUUACAAAAGAAGGUAUACUAGAUGCUGUUGUGGUUUGGUUCGUACUCCAGCUUGAUGAUGAACACAGUUUGUGCACAAGUCCCAGUGAGGAAUCUUGUUGGGAACAGGCUGUCUACCCCGUACAUGACCUUGCAGACUACUGGAUAAAGCCUGGGGACCAUAUGAUGAUGGAAGUAUCUUGUCAGGAUUGUUACUUAAGAAUACAGAGUAUCAGUGUCUUCACUUCAGAACAUGAGAUGGAUGUUGGGAAAAGUUUUACCAAGAAUAAAGACUUGCUGUCUUUAGGAAAUGAGGCUGAACUCUGCAGUGCCCUGGCUAACCUUCAGACCAGUAAACCAGAUGCUGUGGAGCAGACAUGCGUAUUGGAAACCACAGAAAUUGCUUUGCUCAAUAACAUCCCAUACCAUGAGGCCUUUAAAAUGGCAAUGAGAAAAGUGUUGUCUUCGCUGACUCCAGAGAAGCUGUGCCAGGCCAUGGAUGCCCACUGCCAGGAUAGUGACAUGAGCUGUGGAAGUGGACAGAGUAAUUCUGGACAGAGUGCCUCUGAACCUUUCUACGUGUUAGAUGUGUCUGAAGGCUUCUCUAUUCUGCCUAUAAUAGCUGGCACACUUGGGCAAGUUAAACCUUAUAGUUCUGUGGAGAAAGACCAGCAUCGUAUCACUCUGGACCUCAUCUCUGAAGCCAAUCAUUUUCCUAAAGAAACACUUGAGUUUUGGUUGAGACAUGGGGAAGACGAAUCUGCUGUGUUGCAAAGGCCAAAAUCAGACAAGUUGUGGAGUAUAAUUAUAUUGGAUGUCAUUGAGCCAUCUGGGCUCAUUCAGCAGGAAAUAAUGGAAAAAGCUGCAAUAUCCAGGUGUUUGCUACAGUCUGGAGGCAAGAUCUUUCCUCAGUAUGUGCUAAUGUUUGGGUUGCUCGUGGAAUCACAAACACUGGUGGAAGAGAAUGCUGUUCAAGGAACAGCACGAACUCUUGGGUUAAAUAUAGCACCUUUUAUUAACCAGUUUCAGGUACCUAUACGUGCAUUUUUGGACCUGUCCUUAUUGCCUUGUAUACCUUUAAGCAAGCCAGUGGAACUCUUAAGACUGGACUUAAUGACUCCUUAUUUGAACACUUCUAACAGAGAAGUAAAGGUACACAUUUGUAAAUCUGGACAAGUGACUGCCAUUCCAUUUUGGUAUCAUCUGCACCUCGAUGACGAGAUUAGGCUGGACACUUCCAGCGGAGCCUCCCACUGGAAACAGGCCGCGGCGGUUUUAGAUAAUCCCAUCCAGGUGGAAGUGGGGGAGGAGCUCACGCUCGACGUCCAGCACCACAAAAGCAAUGUCAGCAUCACAGUAAAGCGCUGAAGGGCAGUUUCCUAACGGAAGACUGAGCAGAGCAAGUACAGUUUUCCUGGUGUGAACAGUGCAAUUGUAAUCAUAAAGUGGGGGGUGUAAAGACUUAAUUCCUUGUAUUGGUCGAAUAUUUUUUUUCAAUUGACCUUAAUAAAGUGUAUAUAAAAGAUACUAAAUUAUCGAGUGGCAUUAUUACAAAAAUAUUUGCUGCCAACUUCCUUUCUGAAAAAGGCUGUCAUUAGUUUCCACAUUAGGAAAUUUUGUCUUUAUUGCUUAGUUUUACACACUGUAGACUAAAUUUUACUGAACAUUCUUGUCUACCUGCUAAAGCUAUAAAGUGUUUUGAGUCAUCUUCAUUGUCAUGUCAGUAAGUAAAGCAAAACUUUACAUAUUGUGGUAUCUUGGCUUUUUUCCCUUAAAUCCAAACUUAUAAUGGGAAACAUCAAAACGUUGACUUCCACUGAAGACUGAAGGUUAUGGUGACCUGUAAAUUACAAGAUUGCUUCUUUUAAACUCUGGCUGUAGUUCUGAAAUA